This is a messenger RNA of Carassius carassius (crucian carp), 3806 nucleotides long. RefSeq lists its product as uncharacterized. The transcript is spliced from 10 exons. Bases 699 to 3443 code for a protein of 914 amino acids. Gene Ontology annotation, molecular function: RNA binding. Gene Ontology annotation, cellular component: mitochondrial matrix; ribonucleoprotein granule. Gene Ontology annotation, biological process: mitochondrial RNA processing; regulation of mitochondrial mRNA stability. NCBI's taxonomy places the organism in Eukaryota, Metazoa, Chordata, Actinopteri, Cypriniformes, Cyprinidae. The record is from RefSeq and is a predicted model, not a curated record.
GGCAGCCUCUGUUGACUUCCGGGAACAUGGCGAUCACCGGGGAGGCGGAUGACCACUGGCAGAGUGCAAGGGGAGUGUAACGGAAGGCUGUGCUCCCCGGUUACAGGCCUGACAGACGAGUCCUCCGCGCCGACGGGACACGAGUCUCGUGUGUGGAUCUGUGUCGAGAUCACAGAGAGAAACAUUUCCGCUUAGGAAGCUUUACCUUCACCUACACUGAUAAAAUCACUGACUUUAGCUGCUGAAAAAGAGUCGCGCAUGUUGAUCAAGCCAUGUCCUACCGGAUCGCACCAAAUUCACGCACUAUAUUAGCCAUAUUUUAAUAAAACUGUCUCGGUUUCGUGACGCAAAGCAGAUGAACCUCAUCAUUUAACACGCAGAUCGUGUGAUAUCAUCGUCGGUGCAGCAGUUUGUUAGCAGCGCGCAGCUCUGCUCCUCUUCCGGGGCCUCAGCAGAUACUCCACAAAUCCUGCUUUUACAACAUGUCAGUGCCGUUAAAGCCUUUAUUAAAUAUCAGUUUGUAAAUCCACGCGGCUGUGCAGCACAGUCAACCAUUGGAUGAUCUGAAUCGAGAGCCAAUGUCACCAACACCCGCAUGUGAACUCAUCCUCCUGACUCUGCACAUCCAUCCCUGCGCCAGCCUCUGAGAGAAACAUGAGUGUUCUUUUGAACUUCACUGCUGGACCACCCUAUUUACCAUGCUGGGGCUGUCUGUAUGCUUUGGCCUCUUAACCUGCAGGAGAUUCUCCUUGCCCCACCAGCGUUCUCUCCUACUGAGUUUAGGUGCCCUCACUAGUAUGUACACACCACGUAUGUACAGCGGUGGUGGGGGUAAGCCAGGACGCCGCAUCGGCCUGAUGGGAGGAGGGCCGCCCCUGCUGGAGAACCACCAUCAUCAGCUCCCGCCUCAUAACCCUCAUGUCCGUCAGCCUCAGAGCUACCCACCUGUUUAUCAAGCCCGUCUAGACGCCCACCGGCCCCACUACCAGACCCACCAGCACUACCACACACACCCUCAAGUCACCCACCUCCCCCCUCCACACUACCAGCCUCAUGCACAUUUGCACUAUGGCAAGAAGAAGACCUGGAACUUCAUCCAUGAGAAGAUGAGCUACGACACCUUCUUCACCAUGAAGCGGCUGAUCGAUCGCUCGCGCACCGUGGAUGAAGUUCUGCGCUGGGUCACCCAGAAUCCAGGGAAGAUCUCGCACAAUCAUUACCCCAUUGCCCUACAGAAGAUCGGUCAGCUGCUGGUGCAGCAGCAGGCUGGAGGUCAGGCGGGUGGAAGCGGAUCAGGCGGCAGUGGAGGAGCGGGUGAUGGGGCCUCACCUGCAUCCUCUGCUGGAGGUUCGGGGGAGAACGCCAUACGACAGAUUCUGGAUAAUCAGGAUUUUCAGACGCUCUGUGAUGCCAUUGUCAGUGACUGUGCCAAGUUUGACAACUUCAGCAUUGUUAACUGCCUUUAUGCUGUAGCUGCUCUUGGGCUGCCCAGUGACUCUCAGAUCGUACAGGUUCUGGAGGAAGAGUCCCAGACUCGCCUGUCCCAGUUUAACCAAAAGGACAUCUCCAUGGUUUUCAGCAGCAGCAUGAAGCUUCAUCCGUCCAGCCAGCAUCCCUUGAUUGAAUCAUGUCUCGCCGGGCUAGAGAAGAACAUUGAGCGGGAGCGCCAUCCCCAGACGCUCUUCCUCCUGCUCUCCUACUACCGCACUAAAUGGAGAGCGCUGCGGGCGGCAGAUGGAGUCUCUCCUGAGCAGCUGGUGGUGAACCGGAAGAUCCUGCGGCUGGUGAAGCACACACUGGCCAGUGUUAGCAGUGUCAGGGACCAUGAGAUGGCUCUGCUGGAUGAGAUGCUGUCAGCUUGUGCCAGGGAGGCUAGCAACAAGAGCCUGGAGCUUAUCUUCAGCUCUCACCUCUUCUACCAGAACAGGCAGGAGAAGUUUGUGAGCAGCCUUGCAGAGGAGUUGCCUAAAAAGGUUGAUAGCAUUACGCCUUACACCAUGGCCCUCAUCGCCAAAUACAUCGCUCGCCAUCGGCUCAGAGAAACACGCUUGCUAGACACCAUCGCUGACUUCUUGGUCAAGAAGGGUGAAUACCUGGACAGCAAGGUGAUCCAGAAGCUUGUUUUCCCGUUCAGUCGUAUGAGUUAUCGGCCGGCUAAUGAAGCUCAGUUUUUCUCCAAGCUGGAGAUGGUGCUUGAACUAAAGGCUCCGAGUUCUCCGCUGGCCACCGUAAACAUCCUCAUGUCUUUGUUUCAGCUGGGCCAUUUCCCUGGGCUCGUUCUUCACCGUGUCUUCUCUCCAGCGUUCAUCAGUAAUGUCACCAACAGCCCAUAUGCUCUGAUUGUACGACGCUAUCUUUCAUUACUGGAUGCAGCCGUCGAGCUGGAAUACAGGGACUACACUGGACCUCGCCUUCAGGAUACACACAAAGUGCUCAUGUUCGACCACGCUUUAACUGCAGAUGAGGUGAACCGCAAAUACAGUUAUAAAGGUCUGGUUGCAGAGGCACUCCGGCAGCUUGUUGGUGAGCACGGCUACAAACAAGAUGAAGUUCUCGCACCAGGAUAUUACACAGAUUUCCUGCUGUGGGUGGACAGCACGGGCCGUGUCCUCCCCAUCAGAACAGGCACAUCAGCAGCAGGUUCAGCCGCGUGUGUAGUACUGAACCUCAAAUCUCCAGAGGGGCCCGGCUCUGUCGCAGCCCUUACUACUGACUUCCAGAAGUUCUCUCCCUUUGCCCCAUUACUGGAGGAAGGGGUCGACAUACAAGCACCAGAGGAAUCUGCCUUCCUGUCUGCUCCCAUGCGUCCCCCAGCAGCAGCAGCAGCAGGAGGAGGAUCUCAGAGCGUCGGUCCUAAUGGAACGGUCUUGCUGGACUACAACCCAUAUUACACCACUUCAGAUUAUUACUCGACUCUAGCCAAGGAACACUCUCUGGAGAGCCAGGACAGCUCCACGCUCAGUAGCCCCUCAGACUGCCUGACCCAGACAGGACCCUCUGUUCCAGGCGCGGUUGCACCGCAAGACUCCCUGUUCCAGUUCUCCAUUGGAAAAAUCCUGGAGGACGAGGGAGGUGCUGCAACAGGAGCAAACCCGGGGCCAGACUGUGAGAUCGCUACAUUUUACGAAGGUGUAUCGUACCCAGAGAGGGGUGAGAGUGAUGUUGUGGCCGCUUCUCCACUGCAGCUUCACAACCCAGACCACCCUGAAGCUGACCGGACCCCAGGAGAGCAGGUGAAGAGGGUUAUUAUGUCUGUAAAUGAUAAAUGGCAUUACUGUCAUAAUUCUGACGUGCUGGUCGGGUCCAGGGCGAUGAGAGAUCGUCACCUGCAGUUACUGGGCUACAUCAUACUACAGUUGCCCUAUUUGGAAUUGGAGAAGCUGAACGGGAUAGAGGAAGUGAAGCAGUACCUACAUAAAAAGCUGCUGGAGGUUCCUUUAUGACGACAUUAAUGGAGUGUGUUUGUGUGCUUCAAAGAUUAUGUGCGACAUCCACAGUUUCAAGAGGUUUCGCUGUUUUCAGAAAGACUAUGUUGUACUUAUGUGUCUGUGUGUGUAUGUGAGCAUCUGUAAGUGCGUUUGUACACAGGAUGUGUACAGUCCUUGAUUUCAGGACAAAACUUUGGCUGACACAAGGAACCUGGGUGGGUGUUGUUGUUGUUAUUCUUUAAUUACACAGAGAUCCUCUCUGGGCAAAGUUCAAAAUAUAUGUAGUCUAACUGUGCCUGGAUGAUACAGCUUAUUCAGCGUCAUCAAGCAAACAUUACUUCCCUCCAUUCAUUCUCAAUAACCAUCACAAAACAUCAG